Molecule: messenger RNA, 687 nt
Organism: Lathyrus sativus (Indian pea)
Lineage: Eukaryota; Viridiplantae; Streptophyta; Magnoliopsida; Fabales; Fabaceae
Source: the annotation of a GenBank genome assembly
AUGGAGAAAAAUCUUAAGCUGAAGAACAAAAUCUUGAAGAUAUUACCAAAAACAGUCUCAGCUAUCACUUUAACAUUCCAAAACCAUCCAUUCAGUCCUAGUAAGGAUCACAAAUCCAAACCUCGCGGUGGCGUCAAGGGCUUUUCAGGUCCAAUCGUAACCGUAAAGCCUAAAAAUGUUGGAAAUGAUUAUGAAGAACCAACCUCACCAAAAAUAUCAUGCAUGGGACAAAUCAAACACAAGAAGAACAAGAACAAAAAAGCCAAAGACAUAGAGGUGAAGAAACGUGUGACCACUUUUCAAAAAAUGUUGUUUCAUGUCGGGAAAACAAAACCAGAUGAGAGAAGAAAAUCAGAUGCAUGUGUGGCUCUUGAGGAAAGAACAAGAACAACACAUAAUGUGAGUCAAAUGAAACGGUUUGCAAGUGGACGUGGAACUUUUGAUAAUUUUGAUUGGAAGGCUCAUGUAGGAGAAGAAGAAAUAAAUAAUUAUUAUUCAGAUGAAGAGAGAAUAGAGAGUGAUGAUGAAGAUGAAGAGUUUAUGAUUCCAUUUUCUGCACCUAUUUUGGUUGGUGGUGGUGGUGGUGGUGAUCAUGGACUUGAUUUGAAGCCAAGAAAAGAAAUUAAUCUAUGGAAGAGAAGGACCAUGGCUCCACCUAGACCUCUUCAAUUGGAUCCAGUAAAUUAG